AUUUACGUAUUCCGUUCAUGUUGGCAGAUUGCUCUUUUUUUUGGCUUGUAAUUGGUAAAUUAUAACUUCAUUGGCUCAAUAAAAUUUAUCAAUGGGGAAGAAGAAGAGAGAAGAGAAGAGGUUUGAAACUGAGCACAGCCCAUCAACUGUUUUCGUCUCCAAUCUGCCCUAUUCCUUUAACAACUCUCAGCUUGAAGAGACAUUCAGUGAUGUUGGUCCAAUCAGGCGUUGCUUUAUGGUUACAAAGAAGGGGUCAACUGAGCAUCGUGGCUUUGGUUUUGUUCAAUUUGCCAUUGCAGAAGAUGCAAACCGUGCUAUUGAACUAAAGAAUGGUUUAUCUGUUGGAGGCCGCAAAAUUGGAGUGAAACAUGCAAUGCAUCGUGCCCCACUGGAGCAACGUCGGUCUAAAGCAACCCAAGUUACUCCAUCAGAUGAUAAACUGGGAACAAAGAAUGACAAGGAUGGUAUUACCUCCAGUGCAGACAAGCAUGGUUCAAACUUGCGAGAACCAGGGAAACCUGUGCAGCCUAAAAAACCAGCAAAACUUUGUGGUGAUUUAGCUGAUAAAGAGAAUUGUUCAGAAAAGCAGAGGGUUGCAAGGACUGUUAUAUUUGGUGGUCUUUCCAAUACUGAGGUUGCAGAAGAUGUUCAUCGCCAGGCGAGGGAGGCUGGAACUGUAUGUUCUGUAACUUAUCCUCUUCCAAAAGAAGAGCUUGAACAACAUGGUCUUGCACAAGAUGGUUGCAAGUUGGAUGCUUCAGCUGUACUUUUUACAAGUGUCAAAGAAGCUCGUGCGUCUGUUGCAAUGUUACACAAAAAAGAGAUAAAGGGAAGCAUUAUUUGGGCACGCCAACUUGGUGGUGAGGGAUCCAAGACUCAAAAGUGGAAACUUAUUGUCAGAAAUCUUCCUUUCAAGGCUAAAGAGAAUGAGAUAAAAAAGGUGUUUUCAUCAGCAGGACUUGUCUGGGAUGUCUUUAUUCCACAUAACUCUGGAACAGGGUCAUCUAAAGGUUUUGCAUUUGUGAAAUUUACAAGUAAAAAUGAUGCAGAAAAUGCCAUUCAAAAAUUCAAUGGGCAAAUGUUUGGUAAAAGACCCAUAGCUGUUGAUUGGGCUGUUCCAAAGAAACUUUACAGUAGUGGUGCUAAUACUGCUAUUGCUUUAGAAGAUGAGCAACAUAAUGAAAGAGAAGAGCAUAGUGAUAGUAGUAGCAUUGAUUUGGAGGAAGAAGGUGCGAGUAGUGAUGGUGAUGGUGAUACUGUGCCUGAUGACUUUACUUCAGCAGGUGAAGAACCAACUGAUUUUGACUUUAAGGAGGAAGCAGAUAUCGCAAGAAAAGUUCUUAAUAACUUGGUCACUUCCUCUUCUAAAAGUUCUCUUUCUUCCCUUUCUGAUGAUUCCAUCCUUGCCAAGAGAGACGACAGGUUGAAUCUUGAUGGAACUGCCAUUAAUGUGACUGAUAAGUUGGCCAUUGAGUCUGCAACAGAAUCCGGUGCUCCUAUACCUGAAAAAACUAGCAAAAGCAAAAAAGUGAACUUUGAGAAGACAGAGGAAGAUGAUGAGUUGCAGAGAACAAUUUUCAUAAGCAACCUUCCUUUUGAUAUUGAUAACGAUGAAGUUAAAGAAAGAUUUUCUGGAUUUGGGGAAGUGAAAUCGUUUCUUCCAGUCCUCCAUCAAGUUACCAAGCGACCAAAGGGUACUGGGUUUCUCAGGUUUAAAACAACAGAUGCAGCUUCUGCAGCUGUUUCAGCUGCGACCGCUGCAUCUGGGUUGGGGAUUUUUCUCAAAGGUAGGCAACUGAAAGUGUUGAAAGCUUUGGAUAAGAAGGCAGCACAUGAUAAGGAGUUGGAGAAGACCAAAGCUGAGGAACAUGACCAUCGAAAUCUUUACUUGGCAAAAGAGGGUCUUAUUCUUGAGGGGACUCCAGCUGCUGAAGGUGUUUCCACAAGUGAUUUGGAAAAACGCAACAUGUAA
Molecule: messenger RNA, 1972 nt
Organism: Rubroshorea leprosula
Lineage: Eukaryota; Viridiplantae; Streptophyta; Magnoliopsida; Malvales; Dipterocarpaceae
Source: the annotation of a GenBank genome assembly